Exophiala xenobiotica is the source of this 1354-nucleotide messenger RNA. RefSeq lists its product as uncharacterized. The record is from RefSeq and is a predicted model, not a curated record. NCBI's taxonomy places the organism in Eukaryota, Fungi, Ascomycota, Eurotiomycetes, Chaetothyriales, Herpotrichiellaceae. The transcript has a single exon. The coding region runs from base 140 to 1111 and encodes 323 amino acids.
GCACAACGAAACUCUUCACUCGCGCAUCCUCGCUUAUUUGAGGACCUCCAGUGUUGGCUAGUAUACCUUGACGUGCUAGCAAGCCCACGGAUUUGCCGGCCCUUGAGAGACCAUUCCUUUUCUUGCCCAACCUGUCACCAUGGCCUCGUCUGAGUUAUACCAUCAGCCAACGGCGCUUAUCGUGAUCUCCUCAGUAUCAAUAGGCCUAGGCGCCAUUGCAGCAGCAUGGAUCUUACUCGACAUUAUCUGGCGACGAGGCUGGCGGUCGAUGAUGUAUAUUAUGAUUCCGGUAUAUGUUAUCAAUGCGCUGUAUCUGUGGCCGAUCACGCUGUGGGUAUAUAUCAAGUAUGGCCGACCUCCACCGCCACAGAAGUAUGGCGAGACCGGUACGCAGGAAGUGCAUCAACCUCCUACUGCGAAUGUUAGUGGAACAGCUGGUGAGGAGACAGCGCGACACAUGGAUAGGAGGAACAUUAUCGACGGACUCCCGAAUACCGAGGGUGACGGCGAGCAGAAUGACCUGGAAACGGGGAUUCCUAGAGAGCAUGAAGCGAAUGAGUACUAUCACUCGGCGGAAAACGAAGAUUACCAGAAGGAGAGUGCAGGAGACGGAGAGCAGCGCGAACACCUCGAGCACCAUCACAAGGAUUCCGGGCGUCCAAUGUUCGUGACGGUGACUGUGGGAGUCUGUCACUGCGGUGCAGGUUGCGUACUGGGCGAUAUCGUUGGCGAAUGGCUCGUUUACGGUACAAAUGCAGCCUUCGGCACCCCUCCUCGUCUCCUUUGGGCUGAAAUGCUCGUCGACUUCGGUUUUGCCUUUGCAUUCGGCAUCAUCUUCCAGUAUUUCUCUAUCGCACCUAUGGCAAAUGAGUAUGGUCCGAAGAUUGUCUAUCGAGCCCUCAAGGCCGACGCGCUUUCGCUGUUAUUCUUCGAGAUUGGGUUGUUCGGUUGGAUGGCGAUCUUCCAGAUCGCAAUUUUUCAGUGGGGUUUGGAAAUGCCGACGGUCACGUAUUGGUGGAUGAUGCAGAUUGGUAUGUUCUUGGGUCAUUGGACGGGCGUACCGAUUAAUUGGUGGUUGAUUAAGACCGGGGUUAAGAUGCCCUGUGCUUAGGCUUCUGAGGACCAAAUAAAUGGAUCUCGAUGAUUUAUUGUCUGUUCGAGUCUGAAGAAAACAUCAUGCCCAUGGAGACGGUUUCGAAAGACAUGAGUUGAUCCUUGGUUGAUCAAAAGGAUCAAAAGUGGUUUCUUGAUGAUUGCCACCGUCCUCUCCACCCAUAACAAGAUAGGGAUUUCCUUGAUAAUGCUUUGGUUGGCGACACCAUUUCCAACCUGUACCACUGCCAGAAUGAAGUGC